Messenger RNA from Necator americanus (New World hookworm), 546 nucleotides. RefSeq lists its product as uncharacterized. The record is from RefSeq and is a predicted model, not a curated record. The coding region runs from base 1 to 546 and encodes 181 amino acids. The transcript has a single exon. NCBI's taxonomy places the organism in Eukaryota, Metazoa, Nematoda, Chromadorea, Rhabditida, Ancylostomatidae.
AUGAUGUACGGAUCGGAGACUUGGGCAGCAUCAUCUGCGGUGAUGGAGAGGCUUGAUUGCACGGAACAAAAGCUGAUUAGACGGCUACUUGGCUACUUUUGGCCUUGGGUAUACCACAAUGAAGGUCUUUACGCAGAAAUUGAUGUGGUAUACCGGCGGAUGACACGUGGAAGAUAUCAACAUCUUGCACCGCCAUCGAAAGUGGCUAAAGUAAAUCGUCUUCGCUUCUUUGAUCAUAUAUUAAGAAGACCGGCACAUCGCCUUGUUCAACGAGUUCUGAGGAGUUUGUCGGGUCCGAAGCCACCUGGCCGAGAACGGAAGUUCUGGACUGAGGUGGUGAAGGAGGACCUGAGGACACUCCGCGUGGAUAGGCAAUUCAGGCGAGACGUAAGGUUUCGCAGGAUAUGGAAUAGCGACGAAUGGAUUGAUUCUGUGCAAGCUCUCGCAGAAAAUCGUGAAGGUUGGGCAGAGCUGUGUUCAAGGACGGAACACCUCGGCGAAGAUGCGGGUAAUCGCAUCAGGCGAUCAAAUCAGUCCGCCGAUUAA